AGGUGGUAGUCUUUAUAUAAAAAAAGAUUAUGAAAAUAAAAGACCAAUGAAAAAAGAUCAAAGAUCAAUGAAGGAAGAGAGCCAAAAAAUGCAAUCCCCUUGCCUAGAAGAGGUUUCACAAGGAUGCCUCCAUGGCUGCUGUCCCUCUCCUUUCCUCAACCAACAUGAGCCUCAAACCAAAGCUUCGAAACCCCGAACCUCUUCGGCAGCUUGCCGCCGUGACUUUGCGUCUAAAACUACUUCUUCUAUUUUCCCCAACACCCAAUUCACCAACCAUGAAUCUCUUCCAUCUAUUCAAGACUCGUUUGCCGAAUUCACCAAGGCUUACCCUCAGUAUUCGGAUACCUAUCGAGUUGACCAAAUACGAUCACGAGAGUAUUACCAUCUCUCCUUCUCCGACCAUACUUGCCUUGAUUAUCUUGGCAUUGGUCUCUUCUCCUAUUCACAGUUACAAAAACAGGAGUGCCCAAAAUAUCGAAUUGCCUCAUCUUCCUUCCCUGUGCCCCCAGAAUCGCCUCCUCCGGUUUUGGAUAUUCCCUUCUUUGGGGUGUCUUACAAACCAGGAAAUCUCAAGACACAAUUACUUCAUGGUGGAGUGGCAUCAGAGUUCGAAUCUGUUAUCAGGAAGAGGAUAAUGAGUUUUCUUAAUGUUUCAGAAAAUGAUUACUCCAUGGUUUUCACAGCAAACAAGACAUCAGCUUUCAAGCAAGUUGCAGAGUCUUAUCCUUUCCAGUCUAAUAGGAAGCUUUUAACAGUCUAUGAUUAUGAGAGUGAAGCAAUUGAAGCGAUGUCCAAUAGUUCUGAGAAAAAUGGGGCCAAAGUUAUGUCUGCAGAAUUCUCAUGGCCUAGGCUGAGACUUCAGUCAUCAAAGCUGAGAAACAUGUUAGUAAGCAAGGAGAAGAAAAAAAAGAAGAAAAGAAGAGGUCUUUUUGUGUUCCCACUUCAUUCCAGGAUGACUGGAGCUAGAUAUCCUUAUCUCUGGAUGAGCAUCGCGGAGGAAAACGGAUGGCAUGUGUUGAUAGAUUCAUGUGCGUUGGGACCAAAAGACAUGGACAGCUUUGGCCUUUCACUUUUUCGUCCAGAUUUCCUUAUCUGCUCUUUCUACAAGGUUUUUGGAGAAAACCCUUCAGGAUUUGCUUGUCUCUUCGCCAAGAAAUCAACCAUUCCAGUUCUGGAAACUUCAUCAACUUCAGGGAUUAUAGGCCUCAUCCCUUCUCAGAAGCUAUUCCGAGCAGUGACUGAAUCUCCAGGAACCGACACUGAAGUUGAAUACCUAGCUUCACAGUCUGGAAGAAUUGAAAAAGGGAAAACAACUUACGAGAUUCAACAUGCAGAAAUUGUAGAAAAACUAAAAGGGAUUGAAAUGAGUGAAGUGUCAGAAUCAGACAAGGGUAUUGAGAUGGAGUGUAGGGGCUUAGAUGAAGUGGAUUCAUUAGGAUUGGUAACAAUUAGCAAUAGAGCAAGGUGCCUCAUCAAUUGGCUUGUGAGUGCUCUAUUGAAACUCCAGCAUCCCAACACAAAUGGGACUCCCCUGGUUAGAAUAUAUGGCCCAAAAGUAAAAUUUGAUCGAGGACCAGCAAUCGCAUUCAAUGUAUUUGAUUGGAAAGGAGAAAAAAUCGAGCCGGUCCUUGUACAGAAGCUAGCGGAUCGGAGCAAUAUUUCCCUCAGCUAUGGGUUCCUGCACCACAUAUGGUUUGCAGACAAGUAUCAAGAAGAGAAGGAAAAAGUGAUUGAGAGGAGAAAUAAUGAAGCCGAUGGAAAUAAAGGAAAAGACAAAAGUGAUAUGGGAAUAGCUGUUGUUACUGCUGCAUUGGGGUUCUUAGCUAAUUUUCAAGACAUUUAUAAGCUUUGGGCAUUCAUUGCCCAGUUUCUUGAUGCAGAUUUUGUGGAAAAGGAACGGUGGAGGUACACUUCUCUAAAUCAAAAAACUAUUGAAGUUCUCUAAAUUCAAUUUUUCUUUGAUAGCCAAAGGAAUCUGUAUUGCCACAAAUAUGAUAUUACAUAAAACAUGUAGUUCCAUUUCAUUAUUUUAUUUUUGUAUGCACAAGAAUACCAUUACAUAGUAUGAUAAUUAACAUACUGGAUUAUAGUUUC
Messenger RNA from Gossypium raimondii (Peruvian cotton), 2094 nucleotides. RefSeq names its product molybdenum cofactor sulfurase. The transcript has a single exon. The coding region runs from base 47 to 1945 and encodes 632 amino acids. The record is from RefSeq and is a predicted model, not a curated record. NCBI's taxonomy places the organism in Eukaryota, Viridiplantae, Streptophyta, Magnoliopsida, Malvales, Malvaceae.